Molecule: messenger RNA, 1374 nt
Organism: Pichia membranifaciens NRRL Y-2026
Lineage: Eukaryota; Fungi; Ascomycota; Pichiomycetes; Pichiales; Pichiaceae
Exons: 1
Coding region: 1-1374 (457 amino acids)
Biological process (GO): ergosterol biosynthetic process
Cellular component (GO): endoplasmic reticulum membrane
Molecular function (GO): Delta24(24-1) sterol reductase activity
Source: RefSeq, a predicted model, not a curated record
AUGUCAGCUCCGAGAUCGAAACAAGGUGGAAAAACAGACGCCGGGUACGAGCCAACGACCGAAUACGAGUUCGGCGGCCCCGUGGGGGCCCUGGGCAUGAUGAUCGGGUUCCCGCUGUUGAUGUACUAUAUGUGGAUCAGCCAGCGGUUCUACGGCGGGUCACCAGCAUGGCCCGCUGGCGGCGAGUCGUGGUCCAGCUUCUUGCACCAACUGCAGUCCUACUUUGUGGACUACGCGAUCCCAUCGUACUUCACGUUCUUCAUCUUCACAGCGUUCAUCGUGCUGCAGGGCACGUUUUACGUGACGUUGCCCGGCGUGUGGACCAAGGGUCAGCCAUUAAAGCACCUCCACGACAAGCAGUUGCCAUACUUCUGUAACGCGUAUGCGUCGCUCUACACGACGUUGACCCUCGUGUUCACCAUGCACUGGUCGGGCAUCUUCAAGCUCUACUACAUCCUCGACCACUUCCCGGAGAUCAUGACGUGCUCCAUUUUCUAUGGGUUCUCCUUCGCCAUUGGUCUUUACAUGUACACGCUGCUUGUUUCCAAGGACUACCACCGCAUGUCGGGCAACCACAUCUACGACUUGUUCAUGGGUGCUCCAUUGAACCCCAGAAUCGGCAUCAUCGACUUGAAGAUGUUCUUCGAGGUCCGCUUGCCGUGGUAUAUUUUGCUCUUGCUGGGGCUUUCCGUCGUGCUCAAGCAGUACGAGGUCUACGGACGCGUCUCCCCAGAGGCUGCCUUCUUGGCCUUCGCCUACUACCUCUACGCCAACGCGUGCUCCAAGGGGGAGGAGUUGAUUGUCCCAACGUGGGACAUGGCCUACGAGAAGUUCGGCUUCAUGUUGAUCUUCUGGAACAUCUCUGGCGUGCCUUUCAGCUACUGCCAGGGCGCCCUCUAUCUCUACUACCACGAGCCAAGAGAGUACGACUGGUCGACAGCAUACUUGGCGCUCUGCUACACACUGCUCUUUGCCUCCUACUACUUCUUCGACACGGCAAAUGGCCAGAAGAACUCGUUCAGGAAAAUCAUGGCAGGUGACAAGGCCAUCAGAAAGACGUUCCCAUUUUUGCCAUACCAAGUCUUGAAGAACCCAAAAUACAUCAAGUGCAAGAACGGCUCUACGCUCUUGACUGACGGUUGGUACAGAUACGCCAGAAAGAUCCACUACACUGCCGACUGGAUCCAAUCGUGCACGUGGGGCCUCAUCUGUGGCUUCAACUCUUUCUUCCCCUGGUUCUUCCCUGUCUUCUACUUUGUCGUUCUCAUCCAUAGAACCCAGAGAGAUUUGGCUAAGUGCAGAAAGAAAUACGGCCAGGACUGGGUUGAAUACGAAAAGGAAUGUCCUUGGUUGUUCAUUCCGUACGUCUACUAG